Messenger RNA from Anopheles merus, 804 nucleotides. RefSeq lists its product as uncharacterized. Gene Ontology annotation, biological process: DNA integration. The record is from RefSeq and is a predicted model, not a curated record. Bases 1 to 804 code for a protein of 267 amino acids. The transcript is spliced from 2 exons. Gene Ontology annotation, molecular function: nucleic acid binding. NCBI's taxonomy places the organism in Eukaryota, Metazoa, Arthropoda, Insecta, Diptera, Culicidae.
AUGGACUACUGUGGACCAUUCUAUUUGCGACCGGUGCAUCGGCGGGCGGUGGCGCAAAAGAGCUACAUGGUAGUCUUCGUUUGCUUUUCGGUGAAAGCAAUACAUCUGGAGUUGGUGGAGAACUUAUCGACGGCAGCGUUUAUGGCAUUUCGUCGGUUUGUUUCCCGGCGUGGUCUUCCAUCCAAGGUCUACUCGGAUAAUGGGCUCAACUUUCAUGGCGCCAGCAGUGAGCUGAAAGAGUUUUAUGAACUCCUGAACGAACCAGAGAAUCAACAACGUAUCCAGAAUGCAGCUCUCCAAGAUGACAUCGAGUGGCAUAUCAUCCCGCCACAUGCUCCGAAUUUCGGUGGUUUGUGGGAGGCGGCCGUAAAGUCUGCUAAGCGGAUCCUGUGGAUGGUGCUGGGCAACCAGAGACUUUCUUUUCCUGAGAUGACAACGGUAUUAACGCAGAUCGAGGCGCAGCUGAACAGCCGUCCUUUGACUCCACUAUCCGAAGACCCAUCGGAAAUGAAUGUCCUUACGCCAGGUCAUUUCUUGAUUGGGGCACCCCUGACGGCGUUACCCGAGAAGGAUGUCUCCAAUCAACAUGAAAAUCGUCUGCGUCGUUAUGAACUGCUUCAGCGAUUGGUCCAGAUGCACUGGAAGCGAUGGCAUCGAGAAUAUUUAAGUGAACUACACAAUUAUGGGCAAUGUGUAUCGCCUGUUAAAAGAGUUGAAGAGGGACAGCUCAGUGAGGGAUACAAUUCCGAUCCGUACGGAAUGAUCGAUUCCGCGAUGACGCUCAUCACUACCAUUUUUUUGUAA